This is a messenger RNA of Hyposmocoma kahamanoa, 2143 nucleotides long. RefSeq lists its product as uncharacterized. Bases 116 to 2128 code for a protein of 670 amino acids. NCBI's taxonomy places the organism in Eukaryota, Metazoa, Arthropoda, Insecta, Lepidoptera, Cosmopterigidae. The record is from RefSeq and is a predicted model, not a curated record. The transcript is spliced from 3 exons.
UCGGCUGAUCAUGUGUAUGUGAUUUUUAUGUGUAUUUUUUUGCAAGUUAGGCGUAGUCGAUCUUUUGUUGUGUGGUAUUUUUAUAAGUUUCGUCUAUCGUUCACGAAUCAUCAAGAUGGGUGGUUGCCGAUGUUCCUAUGGUAAUUGCACGGCUCGGUCUGAUGGGAAAACCCACUUAUUCCAUUUUCCGGUGUUUGACAAAGUACGAUGUCACCAAUGGCUUACUAAUGCUAAUAAACUGGAAUUUCUCAAUCUCAAAGUUUCGCAGCUUAAGAAUAGAGUGGUGUGUCAACACCAUUUUAAAGAUGAUAAUUUUAUGAACUUUAAGAAAGACAAAUUGAAGUUUGAUGCAGUGCCUACAGAAAAUGGGCCCUAUUGUAAUGAACCUGCACCAGAUCCUGAGCAGUCUUUAAUCACACCAGAAGAUAUUGAGAUUGAUCAGUUGACUUGUAGUGAAAAGCAAGCCAAUUAUUCAGUUAAGUAUGGAGAUUUUUUGACAAAUUCGGAAGUGGAACUACUAACUGUAAAAUCAUUGAUUGACAAUCCACUCAACACAAUGAAAACUGAAACUCAAAUCAUGAAUGAGGAAAAUGAUGAAUACCAGGAAAUAAGAAAAUCAGAUAGUUUCACUACUUUUAGUCAUAAAACACUUCCAAGAAGGAAGGAGAAAAAGUUCUCAAUACCCAAAAAAGUGAAAGCAGUUAGUCCAUUAAAAGUUAUGUCGCCGUUGUCGAAUAACAAUAAUAAAUCAGAAAAACCAAACAGUAAAUUAAUUGAAAUAGAAAUAGCACCCAAAGAAGAUGUUAAACCUUUGCAUAAUACUAAUAAUGAGACACCUAAUUUGCCUAAAAGAAAUAACAAAAUCAAAAUAAUAUCUGAAAAAACAAUAUCAGAACAAGUAAAGGUGCAUGGUAAACUUGAACCUGUGUCACCAUCAUUAGUGCUGCGUGCGCGAAAUAAAAGGAAGGACCCUGUUCAUCCCAUAGAUAAGCAACUAACAGAUGAAAGUUCAAAUACUGUUACAAUCAAUGAUAUAUUUAGUUUAUUCUCACCAAACACAUACCAACCACAUACAGCACCAAAUACAGCUAUGAGUGUAGCAGUUAAUGACCAGCCCUUACUGGAACCAUCUCAAAACUACCAACCAAAUUUUCUUACUGGAGGGAAUGAUAAUUUUAUUGAAUCAAAACCAGUUUUAUUAGAAUCCCAAGAUUUACAAAAAAAUACAGAAGUUUAUCUUCAAGUUUUGCCAGUUAGUGUUGAUACUGCACCUAAUGAACAAAUAUCAAGUUUUGUACCAGCAAAUAUAUGCAACUUUCAAAGUAAACCAAUCUCAAUACAGUCUACACCCAAGAAAAAUAUUCUUAAUCAAACUUGUGAAAUAUCACCAAUCAAACAACUGCAUAAUAAUAAUAGAACUAUUGAAUCAACUUCCCCAAAUACAUCCGUUUUGAAAAAUAAAAUACCACCAGAAAGAGUAGCGGCUAUUGAAGAGAAAAGGAAAUUUAAUAAGAAGUUAAGGGAUAUGAUCGAGUUUUGCUUAGAUGAACUUGAUGAUCCAGAUAAAAAGAGUGAAAGCAGUUCGAAAAAGACAGUAGAGAUUGACAAGGUGGUGAAGUUGCCUGAAAAAUCAAACAAUGCAAAACGCAAUGGUACUAAUGAUGUACAAAUCAAUACAGGUACUAUAAAUAUAAAUCAUAAACAUAAAAUACAACAACAAAAGUUUGCACCACAGGCUGACAUGGUUAAAAGUAAAACUCACUUCCAAAAGACUCAGACUUUAAAAACGCCUGAUUCUUAUAUUUCAGUCUUGGAGACCAGAUUACAGAAGAUGGAAGAUCUUUUAUUACAAAAAAUAGAUCAAAACUCUCAGAAUAUAGCAGAGUUAAAAAAAUCUUUUUGUAAUCCUGCUGUUGGCAAAAAAUCGACUCUUACACAAACAUCCGGCAACGAAGAAGCGUAUAAGAAGCAACUCUAUCAAGAAAUAUCAAAGUACCUUAGUCCUAAUGUGAACAGUUCGGUUUACGAAGAAUUGUUUUUGAAUAAAUUUUCCCAAAGGAAAUCUCUCGAGAAUGCACAUAUGGACCUUCAAAUGUCACCGCCAAAACGGCGGCGACGAUUGAGGUGAUUAUAUAGAGUGGCG